Trichosporon asahii var. asahii CBS 2479 is the source of this 1608-nucleotide messenger RNA. RefSeq names its product MFS sugar transporter-like protein. Gene Ontology annotation, cellular component: membrane. Gene Ontology annotation, molecular function: carbohydrate:proton symporter activity. The coding region runs from base 1 to 1608 and encodes 535 amino acids. Lineage: Eukaryota; Fungi; Basidiomycota; Tremellomycetes; Trichosporonales; Trichosporonaceae. Gene Ontology annotation, biological process: transmembrane transport; carbohydrate transport. The transcript is spliced from 2 exons. The record is from RefSeq and is a predicted model, not a curated record.
AUGUUCACGAUGAUGGGUCCCGAGCGCGCGCGCGCAUGGACAAUCUGUCUCGUUGCCGCGCUGGGCAUGACGCUGUACGGAUAUGACGCGGCAUCGUUCAACUCCUCGUAUGGCCUCAAGACGUUCGUGCACCACUUUGCGGGCCCGAAUGCGACCAAGAUGGACCCGAACCUGCUCGGCGCAGCCAACACGGCGUUCACGUGCGGCUCCAUCAUUCCCGGAUACUUUAUCACGCCGAGUGUCUCGAAGCGUUUCGGCCGGCGCGUGGCCAUCUUCAUUGGCUGUUUCCUCGUUGUCAUCGCGACAUUCUUGCAGACCUUUGCGCCAAACUUUGGCACGUACAUCGCCGGCCGCCUCAUUGUCGGCAUGGGGCACGGGUUCGUCAUGCCCACUGGCCCUUGCUACAUCGCCGAGAUCGCGCCGCACGCCAUCCGCGGCCGCAUCAUGUCCUUCUGGCAAGUGUCGUUCACCAUAGGUGCCUUCUUCGUGUACUGGGUCGCCUAUGGCUUGAAAAAGGCCGACUACCUGGGCGACUGGCAGUGGCGGACGAUCCAGAUUCUCCAGCUCGUCUUCCCCCUCAUUGUCGGGAUCGGCAUUCUGUUCUGUCCCGAGUCCCCCCGCUGGCUAGUCGAGCGCAACCGUAUCCCCGAAGCGAGGCGGAUCAUUCGCAAAAUCCGCGCGCCAGACGAGGUCGACGCCGAGCUCGAGACCAUAGUCGCGGCAGUCGAGUACGAGCGCGCCAACAUCAACCACGGCGAUUCCUACUUGACGCCCUACAAGCUGAUCUGGACGGAUGUGUCUGUACGCAAGCGUUUCCUGCUCUGUCUCGUCAUCAAUGGCGGACAGCAAGUAUGCGGCAACUCGCAGCUCGGUUCCUUCUCCACCUUGAUCUACCAGCAAGUGUUCGCAGACGCCAACACCAUAUUCCUCAUCAACGCGAUUGCGGCCAGCUUCAACAUUCUCUUCACGCUCAACUGUUUCUGGCUCGUGGACCGGCUCGGUCGGCGGUUCCUCCUCAUCACGGGCGCGGCGGGCAUGGCUGCCGCGCUGCUGUGUGUCGCCAGCGUCGGCGUGGGCAUCAAGCCCGGGCCAGACGGACACAAGCCGUACGGCGAGGGCGUCGCCAUUGCCUUCCUCUUCUUCGUCUUUGCGCUCUUCUACAAGCCCUCCUGGGGCGCUACUGUCUGGAUUUACACCGGCGAAGUAUUCUCCCAGAACGUCAGAGCCCACGCCGUCGCCAUGGCUAGCCAGUGGCAGCAUGUGUGCAGCGCCAUUGUGAGCCAGUUCUUCCCCCUCUUCCUCCAGAAUUGCGGGUUCUACACCUUCUUCUUCUUCGCCGGCAUCAAUGCGCUGCUCUGUCUGUUCACCAUCUUCUUCAUCCCCGAGAGCAAGGGCGUGCCCCUCGAGGAGAUGGAUACGCUCUUCGGCGCCAAGAGCCACACGUCCGAGCAGCGGCCGCUCGGCGGAGAUGCCAAGGGUGCUACACUUGCAUACUCGGGCGAGUCGGGAGAUUCAACCCCGAGAAACGAAGAGGACAAGGGAUCCGGCGCCGAGAGCGUCGGGCCUAGCGAGAAGAACACGCCGUCCCUCCCCUCCAAGCCAUCAUAG